AUGCGAAACCAAGGACAGUGGCUAGACGACAUCCAUGCACAAAUCAGACGAAACAUAUCUGCGGCAUGGCAGAGAAACAAAGUUAUCAUGCAAUGCACCACACUGACUGGCUCGCAACAUCGGGAUAUGAACGAAACAGCCAAGGAAGCUUUCCCAUGGAAACAUGAUUCAGCACCAACCGUGGCCAUUGACAUCCACAGCCACACCGCCCAAAAGGCAAACACAUACCAUGUUAUGGCAGUAGAGAUGGUGGAUGGAGAUGGAUUGCAAGAUCGGCUUCAAGGCUCCAAGACGGACCCGGCUGGGAGAACGAAGUCGCCGAAUUUCAGUCAUGGUUGGCUCACUCAAGCUAUCCGUUCUGAUUAG
This is a messenger RNA of Cadophora gregata, 366 nucleotides long. RefSeq lists its product as uncharacterized. The record is from RefSeq and is a predicted model, not a curated record. Lineage: Eukaryota; Fungi; Ascomycota; Leotiomycetes; Helotiales; Ploettnerulaceae. The coding region runs from base 1 to 366 and encodes 121 amino acids. The transcript has a single exon.